AGGAGGCGGCGGCAGAGCGGGUAGGGCGGGAAAGACUCGAUCGCCCUCCUAGCGGCCUUUGGGAUUUUGCUGGAGCCGCCGAUCGCCUCUUGUGGCGCGUCGCAUCAUUCCACCUGGAUCUAUCUCUCCCCUCUGACUUGCCCUCGGGGCUCCCCUCUGCUGGAGCGAGCGGCGCUGCGCCGGCUUCCAAGGUCCCAGCAGCCUCCCUCCCCCUUUCAUCCCUUGGGGGGGUGCGUCCCGCGCCCCGCCCCCUUCUUCCUUGGCCAGCUGGCGUCGCAGGAGACCCCCGAUGUCUUCGCUGGACUCCCCGCUGCCGUUGAUUGGGUGUCUCUCUCCGGCGUCCAGCCAGGGACUUCAGAACGGUAGGAUCCAGGGUCAGUGCCUACUGACGGGCGGCGCACUCUGCGACCAGGCGAGCUUCUCCCGCCCUCUCCCUUGAAGCUCGGGAGUGUGGAUCGGCCGCUGGGGCGCCCAGGGACGGCACAGAGCCCCCCCCCCGGCUGCACCUGCGGGGCCGCUGCUGGGGGAGGGCGCGGAGCAGCGGCGGCGGCUGCGGCAGCUCCCUCCCCCGCCUGGAUUGUGAACUCCAAACUCUGCCAAAGCUCUCUCUCUCUUGCACCCGCUCCCCAGCCACCCGGUCCCGCGCGCCUUCAGCCGCAAUCGCCCACCCACUUCGAGGAUCUCUGCGCCCCGGGCUCAGUAUGCAUCUUUGAGCCGGAGAAGUGGGGGGUUGGGGUUGGCGUUCAUGUCCCCCUUGGGUCUGAAGAGACCAAAUCAAAGGGUCCUGUGCUGGAAGGAAAUCUAAGAUGAAGUUAUGGGAUGUGGUAGCUGUAUGCAUGGUGCUACUCAACACAAUCUCCACCUUUCCUCUUCCCGCUGGUAAGACACCUCUCGAGAGGGACCGCUCAGUGCUAGAGGGGAUUGAAGAAGAUCACACCUCCAGCAGGCUGCCGACUCCUUACGCUGGCCAAAUGGACUCUAAAAUUUCUGAGGAUUACCCCAACCGGCUUGGUGAUGUUAUGGAUUAUAUUCAAGCCACUAUGAGAAGACUGAAGAGGUCACCAGAUAAACCAGUUCCAUAUUUCUCUAAAAGGGAGAGAAACCGGCAAAAUGCAGCAAAGAACACUAAUAAUUCCAGCAACAGAAAACGACAGAGAGGUCAAAGGGGAAGAAACCGGGAUUGUGUUUUAACUGAGAUACAUUUAAAUGUGACCGAUUUGGGUUUGGGAUACACCACCAAAGAAGAGCUGAUUUUCCGGUAUUGUAGUGGUUCAUGCGAGUCUGCUGUAUCCGUGUAUGACCAAAUUUUAAACAAUUUAACCCAAAAUAGAAAGUUGGUCAGUGACAAAAUCAGACCACAGCCUUGUUGCAGACCCAUUGCAUAUGACGAUGAUGUUUCAUUUUUGGAUGAUGACCUAUCAACUUACCAUAUACUAAGAAAACAUUCCGCUAAAAAGUGUGGAUGCAUCUGACAUCCUUUUGGGGUUUGAACAGUGCUAUGAUUUUGCAUUCCUGCUAAAUUGGCAAAGAAGGGUCCAAGGCUCCCAAGGAGAUGGAAUGAUGGCUUCCGAGGAAGGCAGAGGACCAAGCGUACAGGAGAACAACAGCUGUGGGAGCCUGGUUGACUGAAAUACGGCACAGGAAUAUUGGAGAAGAUACAACCAUUGGGGUGUUUUGUUCUACAGGAAGGCAAAUAGGCAUCAAUGCUCAGGGGCAGAGAUCCAGGAUGGAUGGAGGAUACAUGCAUUUGCUUUAAGGUGAUCCACCAUUGGCAGAACACGGCUAGGCAUGUGCUUAACAACACAACCUCUGUUGGAUAACUUUCAUUUUUCCAGUUAUGGUGGAAGUAACAACCAAUUACUGCUGGCCUUAACCCCAAAAUAUUGGAAAAAAUUGACAUUUGCAUUUAAAAGAGUGGUUGCAAUUAAGGGUUUUGUGGUUUACAGGCAGCUAGGCCAUAGUACUGUGCCAGAAAGAUCAUUCAGAAAGGGAGUAUGACAAAGGGUUGGCGAUGAUAAGAUUACCUUUAAACAAAAUUGCCUUCCUUCCCCCUAUAGAGCCAUCUUUGUAGGCUAUCUGUUCUACCAAGGCACAUGCCUCUGUUCCAGCCAAGUCUACCCAUGAGCACUAUAUAGUUUUAAUAGGUGCAAUAUCUAGCAUUGAUCACCAGGGCAUUUACCACAGGGUACAGAUGAGGACAGAGCAGGCAGGAACAUGGAAAAAGGGCAGUAGCAGAUACAGGGGGAGCAUAUUUAAAAUAGGAGAAUAGUCCAUGUUUGGGUAGCAGGGAAUGAGAAGACUAGCUUUACUGGAUCUCCUAUGUGCGUGUGCAUGUGUGUGUGUAUGUGCGCGCGUGCACACACACACAGAUCUCCAUGGGGUGUGAUUACUUUAAAGGAGGGUGUUUCAAACUUCCUGCCCUCAGGCAAUUCUUCCAUGUCAACUUCUAUGCCAAGUAACUAUUUGGUUACUUUGCUGGUGUUAUUAUUUUAGGAUUUCGUGGUAUGAGCCAUCUUAAGGAUCCCUCUUGGGAUGGAAGGAAGAGUGUGCUGCAGAGAGUUCUGGGGCAUAUUCUAUGGUGUAUUCUCAGUUUAUCCAGAUUGCUGGCCAGGCCGGUCUGGCCAACCUGGGACACCCCUACAGAUGGGUGAGAAAUGUGGUUCUGUUCACAUUUUUAAUACAAACCUACCUAAUUUGCACUUCCAAAACAAUAAGAAUAAAAACACAGCUUUCCUUCAAAGUUUGCACUUUUCUGAACGUUCCAGUGCAGUUCCCCAAAUAAACAUCUGUACCAAAAUGCAUUAUAUUAGGGGAAAGUGUGCAUAAAAAUGCAUAUAUGAGUGAAAGAUAGUGUACAAAGAUGCAUAUUAGGGAAAACUGAUUAUGAAAAAUUGUGCAUAUUAAGAGAAAUAUGCACUAAAAUGUGGUUUUCAUAAGGACUUUUUUUAAAAAAAUUACAAACUGAUGAAGAAAUGUGGCAAACUGAACACAAUUGGAAAAAUAAAAAACCAAAGUUCACAAAUUCAUCCAUUUCUAAUCACCCCAUACAAAUUGAGAAUGCACCCUUGAAUUCACUCACCACUCUUCUACAGCUGUGAAUUUAAGACUGACAAAGGUGGGCAAACUGCCUUUUAGGGAUGUUUGCUUACCAUUUAUAAUUUUCUCAUUGAGGAACCCCUGCUAAAAUUCAAAGGAACCCCAAGGGGUUUAAAUGGUUUGUGUCAGAAUACAUAACUCUUAAGCUCACUACUCAGCUUGCCCUGAUGACAUAGAAGCCGUUACAGCACCACUACUUUCUGUUACCAUCAGGAUAACAUGAAAACCUUUCCUCCUUGUACUGCCAGAAUAAGGGGGAAAGCUCCCAGAUAUGCUGUAGCUUAGAUGUGGGGAAGCUUUAGCCCUCCAGAUGAUACUGAACUACAGUUCCUAUCAGCCCCAGCAAUGAUAGCCAAUGGCCAGGGAUGAUGGGAACUAUAGUUCAGUAACAUCUGGAGGGCCACAGGUUCCUCAUACCUGUUGUUGCUUCUUUCCCACACCAGUACCAGACUUUGCAAAAUUGGGUUGACAUGAGUUUGGAGAGGAACUGCUGCACAGACUUUUCACAUACAGGGCUUCGAACAGGAAGUGGUGACACUCCUGAAGUUCUCACACCCCUGGAGUGACAUGAGUAGCAAAAUUGCUAUUCGACAAUUUUGUUAGCAAAAAUACAUUUUGUUAGCAAAAUACAUUUAGACUACAAUCCUAUACCUGCAUAUGUAGGGGUACGGCCCACUAAACUCAAUGGGAUUUACUUUGGGGGAAACAUGUAUAGGAUUUCACUGUUAGUAUAUUCGAGGACUUCCAGUUAUCUAGCUCAAAUUCCAUGUGUCCUUGAAAAAGAAUCCCAACAAAGCUCUUGCAACUGAAACAUUUUUGGGGGAAAUAAAGAGUUCUGUUCUCUUAUUGCUGUUCUCUGUGAAGACAAGUUGUGUUUUUAAUCACUUGCUUCUGCCUAGGCUACACCAUGAAAAAUACGUGGAUCUUUUUUCUUUUUGGUUUACAAAAGGACUAAGGUCACUUACUUAAAGAACUACGUUUCUAUUUGAGGUCGUCGUGAGUGAACAAAGACUACUUGGUGCAAUGCAUCCGAUCAGAGACAAAUCUAGAGAAAAUAUUUAUUGAGAUUUAAGUUAUUAUGAUUAUUAUUUAUUACAGUUCAGUCAUGAGUUUCCUUUCCUUUAUUUAUUAAAGCUUCUUUCUUCAAAACAGGUGCCAAAGUUAACAAUGAGACAGUGAUGCUGGGGAACAAAGGUCCAUGGUUGUUGUUCUUUAAAAUAUUAAUAAUGAAUAACAGGAAUACUUUUUUAAAAAAAAUAACCUACUUUACCUUUUGAAUAACAAUCACAGAAGAACCUCGUAUCUGAUAGACCAGUUCUGUAGUACUUCCGAACACACACACAAGGCCAAGGAUGUUACUAGAUAUAUACUGAGGGCAUAGGCCCAAGACACAAAUUUGCAUAAAGUUUGCAUACACUAAUUUAUAUGUAUAUAUUCAGAUUUAGGUCUUUGAGUAAAUUAAGAUGGUGGGUAGCUGGCAGCCCUGUAAGCAAAGUUUUAAAAAAAUUAAUUAGAAAGGUGGGAGGGAAGGGCCAGGAAAUCUGGGAACCAGUGUAAAAGAUCUGACUCAGGACCACUGUACAUGGUGAUGUGCUCCAUCACUGAACUCAUUCAACUACUUGCAAGUUUUAUUGAAGUCAGUGACAGCCAUCAGCCAUCAUUUGUAAGUGAUGCCCACCUAAGUCUUUUGAUGCAUAUUUGAAUGAAAAUCCACCCCCCACCCAGGGCAACAGACUGUUGCAUCUGAUUAGAGCAGAACUGGGUUCAGAGGCCAUGUCUUCAUAAAUGCAGUUAUUUAAAAAGUCAUGUAAUAUUAGCUAGAAUAAGGAGCAGGUGGGGUGUCCCGCUGAACUGGACAAGAUGUGAAAGUGCUCAGUGUUUGGCCGAAUGGGCCCCAUCAGUGCUUCAGAUGGAAUUCCCCGUAUGCUUUAUAACAGUAUACAUGAAGCAGGUUUGCAGAGAGUUGAUAGGUUGUCUUUUAAAAGGCUUUGUUAUAUUACCAUAAUGAAGAGCAUAAUAUGGCUGGAAAAAUUCCAGGGCAUUUAAGCUUUCUACUUGUGCUGAGAAAUUUGACAGAUUUCUGCAGCCCUGCAAAAGGCUUUAAAAUAUGGUGUUAGCUGCUAAAAAUGUUACUCUAAGAAACGGAGUAAUUUAAUAUAUUUUUCUAGUAGGGCUCUUUGUUUCUCUUCUCAUUUUGAUUGCAUAUUAAAUACCUGUUACAAUAGUGGGUUUUGCAGAUAUUGAUAUAUUGCUGCUAUUUCCCAUCCCCACCCCCACCCUGGGCUCUUUUUAAUCUUGUCUUCGUACAAAAUUCAGAAUUCACAUGAUCGUAUGAAGCUGCCUUACAUUGAAUCCCCACCCCAUCUUGUCCAGUAUCGCCUGUUCUGAUUGGCAGCACCUCUUCAAGCUCACAGGUAAAGAUAUUUCUAGAGUGAGUGUGUGCCCUACUUUACAGAGGACAGUCCUCUGCUUGAAGGAGACCUCUGUUUGAUGGGGCUGCGUGGUCCAAGUCUGGUUUCAAGAUAAAGAACCGAGAAGAAGGCUGAGCAAGGCCCUUAAAGUUGUCCAUCAACACGUAGCCGACUGAGCCGAUCACCGGGUCACAGUCUCUCCAACUGCAGUGAGAUGUAUUUCUGUUUAAAUUAUAGUAAUUAUUUCUAAAUUUGCAUCGAUACAUAUAAAUUAGCUUAUGCAAAUUUUAUGCAAACCUGUCUCCUCUUUUACCCCCUUUUUGGUGUUAGAUUUCGUCUCUCUCUUCUUCCCCCUUGGUAAUGCGCAAGUUGCCACCCUAGGCAUUUCCCAGUAUUGUUACCCAAUAUCCUAUAACUGGAAAUGCCAGGGAUUGAAUCUGAGACGUUCUGCAUGCAAAGCCUGUGUGCUACCACUGAGCUAUGGGCAGCCCUUAUGAAUGUCAGCAUUUUAUUCUGGGUUAUUCCUUAAUGAGGCCUUCCUCGUCAUCCUUUUGAGCGCUGCCUUUUUCAGGGUGUGCAUACAGCAGCUUCCCAACACUUUUGCACUAAGCAGGUACCUUUUCUCUUGCUUGCAGGAUCCAUACAUGCCAGUGCAUUAACUGCUGCCCCCCCAACCUGCACAGGGUUGGGGAGCAGGGGCAAUUGAGAGUCAAGCCACCAACAUAUUUACUUUGCCAGCAUGGGUUGACUAUGGAACUUGAGUAGGAAAUGCAUGUACAUCCAUGCUUUUCCUCACAAGUUAAAACUGCCAUGCACACACUAUCUGAAAAAGGAAAGCCUCCAAGUCUUACAGCAUUCAGGGUGCAUUCUAGUAAGCCAGGAUGUAUGAUGGGCCCACAGUAAGGACCAACUUGUUCUAUCUCUCUGGCAGAAAUCCAUACUUAGAAUGCCCCUUUGUUGUGGCUAAAGCAUAUGUUUAUUGGCCACUGCACAGCCCUGGAGAAAACAAUCCCAACAGGAUAUUGAAUCGCUUUCUCCUGUGUGUAAUGAGAUUAGUGGUCAAAGCAAAAGAAACUAGGAUUCAUCUGGUUCACUCAGAACUUGUGGCAUAUGAACCAGAGAUGCAUGAAUUAUCUAAUAUAGAACUAAAAUACAUCAAAUGGCAGUUAGUCCUAUAAUGAAAGAUAUAUGCAAACAGCAUUGUAUGGCAGAACUCAAAGUACUGAAUUCUGCCCAUUUCUACUCAUGCAGGUUAUUAUGUUAACUUGUAGUUGUACUACAUAGCUGGGACCACAAUUAAUUAGCUUAGAAUGGGGGUGACUAUAAUAAGGUGCAAUUUCUAAUCCUUUUUUACGCUCCCCCAAGUUUUUACACUGCAGGUCUCCUAUAAUCAUAAAUGGCAGCAAUCCAUAGAAAGUUUACCACAUUUACAGCUAUAAUCCUGUGCACCUUAACUUCAGAGUCAGUUUCACUGAACUCAGUGGAUUAAACUUAGAUUAAACUUGCAUAGAUUCAUGUUGUCCUUUACAUUGAAACCAAGUGAUGCAAAUUCAGCUGAUUCCCUGGAAUGUGCAUUAGACCUGGUUUAUACAUGACUCUAGGCAGAUUUUUGUUUUUUAAAUUUGGCGGCAGCCUAGUGGAUGGGACUUAAGCCAAAAGCUCAGUGUAUAUAGGAUGCUGAGUGAGUGGAACAUAAGAAUGGGUUUUGAACAUAUUGAAUGAUGCAUUUAAACUCAGCCCUAGGGGUAUCUAGCUUUAGUGGUUUGCACUCCAUGUCUCUAGUAUAUUACUCUGAUGCUUGCCUUUUAAACCAUUUCUUACCAUAUUGUUUUAGAGUUUUGUGCAGUCCAUGUUCACUGGGAAGUAAGUCCCAUUGAGUUGAACGGGAGUUUACUAUCAUGUCAAUUUGCACAGGAUUGCAACCCUACUCUGGAUUAGAUUAAAUUAUUAAUGAAAUAAUUAAAGUAUGCACACAUGUUGCUGAAUCUAAAAUAACUUUCUUUGGUACACAAGGGGUGCAUAAUAAUGAGAAAACCCAAAAAAAGCAUGCUCAAUACUUUCUAUAGCAAGAGUUCUACAUGUACUAAAAAAGACAAUAAGAGUGCAUCCUGGCCAGUACUUUUGUCACAUUUCAUUUCCUACCAGUUUUGCUUGUCUUUGCUAUAGAUCACAUCUUUGAUGUUUCUUGUCAAAGUCACACUAGUUUCAGUGAGUGGCAUUUAUGCAAAUGCUUAAUACUCCACUGAAAUCAAGAGGUCAUAAUGAAGCUGAGGUGAAUAAUGAAGAAUUUGAUGAUGAAGCUAUAGUGGGGAUAAAAUGGCCACGAAGAUGGACAGUGCACAGGAUUCUGUCCACACUACUGAUGAGGGACACAAACUUUUUGCAAUCCAGACUCUGGGAUGCAAUAUGGAUUGUGCACACACACCCCUCUCUGCACAAGUAGUAGUAGCAGCCGAUUGCAUGAAAAACUAUUGGUCUGGACACAUCUUAAAUUCUACUUGUUUUUAGCAAGUCAAGACUGUGUUGCCUCAUGAGAGAAACCAGUAGAAAUCUCAGAUUCAGCUGUUUUUUUCCUAUCAAUUAUCUACGUUUGGAAUGUGUUGUGCUUAAAUGACUUGUUCCCCUCAGUCAGCGUAUCAGGAUGCAACCCAAACGAACUCAGGUCGUUAGAGUGCAGUUUGAAAUUGGUAUGUGUGACAUUAAUAACAGUCAUUUAGGCAGCAUUUGGGUACUUCCAGACUGUUGGUUUUCAGUUGGAUUCAGUCACACUCACAUACCAGCAAAUAAAGACUGUGAAAUUAUAGUUGAUUGGAAGGUCUUGCAUAACAAACAUAAAAGAUUUUACUUUUUGCGCUAAGUGAAAGGAAAAUGCACUGGAAAGUAUGGGCAACACUUGCUUUGAUGCAAUGUCAUCUAACUUCUCUGCAAACAAAUCAAUAUGAAUGCUCAAUAAAUAGGUUGUCUGGAAGCACCCACUAUGUAAGAAUGUUGGUUCCUACUCUUAUGUUCCACUGUACUCUAGCAUGUUUUUACCACUUAGUAUAGUCCUGGCUGCAUAAAGUGUGGUCGCUGAGAAAUACUGUUUGCUUAGAUUAGCGUCUGGCACCUUAACAGGAGUCAGUUUAACAUUUGCUGUUAGCCUUCAUUAAUGGUUGAUAGUUUGCCCCAUCAGCUUUUCUUCCAGACUCUCAACCUCUAAUGACAGCCUAAUGCUAACGUUCAAAAAUUACAAAAAGGGUAAAGUUUGUGAUCCCCCCCCCCACAGAAAAAUCAAAAUCAAAAACAGGAGAGCAUUUUUCUUUGGGGAUUUUAACUUCACCAACAAAUUACGUCUCAGACAUUUGUGUUAACCAACCAAAG
This is a messenger RNA of Rhineura floridana, 8867 nucleotides long. RefSeq names its product glial cell derived neurotrophic factor (gene GDNF). The transcript is spliced from 3 exons. The record is from RefSeq and is a predicted model, not a curated record. Gene Ontology annotation, biological process: negative regulation of neuron apoptotic process; peripheral nervous system development; positive regulation of branching involved in ureteric bud morphogenesis. Gene Ontology annotation, molecular function: growth factor activity; receptor tyrosine kinase binding; glial cell-derived neurotrophic factor receptor binding. Lineage: Eukaryota; Metazoa; Chordata; Lepidosauria; Squamata; Rhineuridae. The coding region runs from base 807 to 1472 and encodes 221 amino acids.